AUGUUUUCACAUGUCCUUGCUAUCGACGGCUUCCCGUCGUUUUUUGGCGCACAACUUGACCGGGGACAUUGCCGGAAGCUCUUGGUAUCCGCCGCGGUUGGGGGAAGCUUGGACAUUCUGCUGGCCCUUCUUGAAGUGGGUGGUCUUCUUCCGAUAGUGCGCGAAGUUGGCGGUCCGCACUCCCGUCCGUUCUCUGCUCUGUAUAUCGCGGCCGCCAAUGGGCGCCGGAGCUGCGUGAAGGCCCUCAUCGAGGCCGGGGCCGCGCUGGAGUACAAGUGCCUCAUGCAGGGCCAUCUCGGGAAAACUGCGCUGUCGAUCGCAGUACACAAAGGCCACGAGGAGGUGGUGCGCGAACUUCUGGCUGCUGGAGCCUCAGUAUCCAAUACUAGAGCAUCCGUCAUGAUACCCGAACAAAACCUACUAAGCGUUGCUACAUCUCGAAACAGAGAGGGCAUCAUUGACGACUUGGUCGCUGCCGGAGCGGACGUUGGCAAGGAUCGGGAGGAAUGUCCACCCCUUCAUGUAGCAGCUAAGAAGGGUUUCUGCAGGCCGUUGGAACGACUUCUCCUCGCCGGAGCAAAAGUGGACUGCGUUGACCGAGUAGGGCGAUCGGCCCUACAUGUUGCCUGCUUCUAUAACCGCGAGGGUGCCGUGGAGGUGCUGUUGCGGCAUCAUGCCAGCACUUCGUUGCUUUGUGACGAAGGCCGUUCGCCGUUUGAUAUGGUGGCAGUAGAUGCACUCGAGACGCGGCAGGGACGUGCGAUGGGGAGGGCGAUGGGGACGGCGAUGGGGAGGGCGAUGGGAGGGACUAGCCGAACUCCUUGCACGUUAAACGCCGUGGAGACUUCAGUCGCUGACCGCAUCUGUGGCAUGUUGAGAAACGCUAGCAAGUGGGGACGUAGGGGAUGGUUGGUGAUGAUGCGGGCUCGACACCUUGAUGCCACACAAGUUCUUGGUACCUCAAUGUCGCUGCUAUCGUUGUCUACUAGACGGUGGAAGGACGGGAAGAACGAAUCUCUUCACGACGGGUUGGCGACGGAGGACACCGAUCACGAUUGCGCGCUAGGAGGGCAGUGUAGUGAACAGAGGGUGCCAACGGCCCCAGAUAAUCCGGUGCAAGCCGGUGACGCCAUUGAUGGUGGUCAAGCAAGAGACAUCCGUUGCAGGGGCGCGGUGGUGUGGCUCCUGCAUCGUCCCGACCAAAGUGGAGUCUUCCGGAGACCGGAAGUCAAACCCCCCGUCGUUCAGCUUUUCGGGCGCAUGCCGCAGGCAGGGAACCGCUCUAUCGAUCCGCUCCGAUUUUUGGUAUAA
Molecule: messenger RNA, 1311 nt
Organism: Ectocarpus siliculosus
Lineage: Eukaryota; Phaeophyceae; Ectocarpales; Ectocarpaceae
Source: the annotation of a GenBank genome assembly